Molecule: messenger RNA, 1303 nt
Organism: Paramecium sonneborni
Lineage: Eukaryota; Ciliophora; Oligohymenophorea; Peniculida; Parameciidae
Source: the annotation of a GenBank genome assembly
AUGAAAAGUGUGGAACAGUUAUUUCCUCAAUUUGAAAUAGUUAAUAUACUUAAAUAAAACUCAUUCAAGAAGUCCCUCAUAGUUAAAAGAAGUGGUCAUUAUUACAUGUUGAGGAUAUUCACAUUGGAAAACAUUCCUAAAGAUAGAGUGUAAAUGAUAAUUAAAAUGUUAACAAAAUUAUCUAAUACAAAGAACCCAUAUAUUGUGAAGUUUUAUGAAGCUUCUUUGGACUAAGAGAUGAAUUAUUUAGGGUAUUAGCUUAAUUCGAAUUAUUAGAAUAGUAAGUGAUUAUUUAGAUAAAUAAUAUGAAUAUCCUAUGAAAGAGGGAGAUAUUUGGAAGGCAAUAUAAGAAGUACCACAUCAGCAUAAUUCAUUUAGAUUUCUUAAGGCUUAUAAUAAAUACAUCCGAAAAGGAUUCAUGGGAAAUUGUUAUUAUCAAAUGUGUUUUAAGGUCCAACCAACACUAUUUUAGGAGAGAUGAACAUCCUCUAUUAUUUACAUAAGAACAAUUAUAAUGAUAGUUAUUUAUUGGCACCUGAAUUCAUUCGAACAUAAAUAUAUGAUCAUAAAUCAGAUAUUUGGAUGAUGGGAUAUAUGAUGUAUUAAAUGAUGUUUAAGGAUCCACUUAUUAUUGCAAAUAAUUUAGAUGUUUUACAUAAAAAAAUACUUAAAGGAAUACACAUUACGUACAAUCCAAAUUAUAGUCUUAAUUUAAAUAAUUUACUAAGAUUAAUGUUGGGUUAUGAUCCUGAACUCAGACCUAAUAUUGAACAAAUCUUAUUCUAUUGUUAAUAAGCAUAACUUUCUUUAGAAGAAAUUAAUAUGAAUAGAAUUUUACCAAAAUUCAAGGCAGAUAAAUUAGUAUUACACAAAAAGAGAAUCGAAAAAAAACAUUAAACUAUUGAGAAUAUUGUUUAUUUAAGUUAAGACCAUUACAAAUAACCAUAUUUUCCACCAUCUAAAGUUAGAAAAUAAAAUAAAUAAUCUAAAUAAAUUACCAUACCUAAUGAUUAUCAUUAUCCUUAAAAAACUAUGUAUUCAAUGUCACUUCCAAAAGUAUUGAAUUAUGAAUUUAGUAAAUUAAAAAUUAAAGAUAGUCUUGAUUAAUUUGAUAUGUAUAUAAAUUAUCAUCAUAUUUUAUAGGUUAUAAACUAAAACUCAUAUUCAGAAACUCAAAAUGGAUAAUCUCAUCUAAAUCCAAAAAAAUAUUGUACAAACUACAUAAAGAAAGACUCAUAAUUAAAUGUUGUUUUUUCAAGAGGAUCAGUUCAACAAAUAAAAAAGUUAAAGACUAUUUUAUUGA